UCAUCAUUUGCCGUCGUUAACAGAUUGACGGGUCCUGUGCUCUGUAGUUGUCGUCGAAUUCGUCACGACAUUACUUGUGUUUUCUACGGUUCGUGGAUUAUUAUUGUCGUUUUCAUGUUCCAUUCGAAACCAUAGCCCGCCGAAAUUAGUGAAACAAUGUACGUGUGUCGAUAGUUUCUUAGUCCACCCUAUACCGACCGGGAACUCGCACACCGUUCUCUAUUUGUUUCUCGUUCCAAUUUAAUUUUUCGUUUUCCACCAUUGUUUUUUUAUCACAUAAUAAAAUCUAUUAUCUAUUUCAUCUAAUUUAUUCUGUAGUCAUAUUGAGGAUAGCAAUUUUAAAAAUUAACAAAACGUUUAACGCGUUGCCAAAAUGAACAUAACCAGAGCGGCCAAAGCAGGUCUACGACCCGGCGCAAAUAUCUACAAAAUUUACAACAAAAACUGUGGUGCUAUUUGUUUGAAUACACAACCAUGUACAUUUUCAAACAAUUUAUUUUACUCCUCAAAUCGAUUUCAUCCUGUUUCAUCCCUUAUUGUAACCAAAUUAGAAUUUUUCAACCCUAAUAUUCGUCAAAUAUCUUCCACAACAACUUUAUUUUCUGAAAAACCAUCUUCUAAAGUUGAAGAAACUGUUAAUGCUGUCAAGGAAAAAGCACAAAAAGGAACUGGAGGGAAAGAAGUUGUAACUGUCAAAUCUAAAAAGACAAUCAAACAGAAAAUUAUAGAUGAAGUGAUGCAUUAUUAUCAUGGUUUUAAACUUCUAGGACUCAAUGCAAAAAUCUCUUUUAAACUAGGUCUCAAAAAAAUUAAAGGUCAUGAAUUGACAAGAAGAGAACAUAAUUUGUUUGUUCAAACUGUGGCUGAUCUUUUCCGUCUAUUACCUUUCUCUGUAUUUGUGGUUGUACCAUUCCUAGAGUUUGCUUUACCUAUUUUCAUCAAGUUAUUUCCAGGUAUGCUACCAACUACAUUUGAAACAAAGGAUGAUAAGGAAGCAAAACUCAAAAAAUCUCUUAAGGUAAAACUAGAAAUGGCGAAAUUUCUUCAAGAAACUUUAGAUAAUAUGUCUGUAUCUGGUAAAGGACAUACAUGUGAUUCUGCUAAAGAAUUUGCUGAAUUUUUUGCAAAGGUUAGACAAGAAGGUGUUGUUAUACCAGCAGAUGAAAUGCUUAAGUUUUCAAAACUAUUCAAAGAUGAGAUUACUUUGGAUUCACUUCCUCGACCACAACUGGUUGCACUUUGUCGUGUAUUGGAACUGCGUCCAAUAGGAACUUCAAACUUUUUAAGAUUUCAACUAACACUUAAACUUCGUACUUUAGCAAUUGAUGAUAAGAUGAUUCACAAAGAAGGUGUUGAUUCUCUAACUUUGAGUGAACUUCAACAAGCAUGUAAAGCUCGUGGUAUGCGUGCUUAUGGUCUUACUGAAAAACGCCUGAGACAACAGCUCACCCAAUGGCUUAACUUGUCUUUAAACGAAAAAGUUCCUCCUUCAUUACUUCUUCUGUCUAGAGCAUUUAGCUUUACAGAAAAUAUUCCAACUAGUGAUUUAUUAAAGAAAGCUAUUUCUGCGUUGCCUGAUUCUGUUGGUGUUUCAACUAAAGCAGAUAUAAGUGAGCGUGAUGGUGCUAUUGACAAUAAGGCUAAAUUAGAAGCAAUUAAGGAGGAAGAACGUAAGGUGAAAGAAGAGAUAGCUGAAUGUAGGGAAGAAAAGAAAAAGGAACUUCAAGAUGCCAAAAAGAAACCUAAAGAGCAACCUAUUGUUGCUAAAGAAGAAUUGGUUGAUCAAGCACCUAUUCUAACUGACUCUACUGGAAUUAAAAAAGAAGAAGUAACAUCAACUGAUUUCAAAACAUUAGAAAAUGCUUUAGAAACAUUGAGUUCAAAUUCUGUGAAAAAAGAAGAAAUCCAAGAUAUAAAAGAUGAACUCAAAGAUUAUCAAGAGGAUGUACAAGAUCUUCAAGAAGUUAUGAAAACUGAGAAUAAAGAACAAGUUAGAGAAUCUAAGGCAGCUAAACAAUUAUUUAAGAAAGUUAAUAAUAUGAUUAAGAAUAUGGACCUGAUAGUCAACAAAUUGGCAGAAAAAGAAAAAAAAUUAAAACAAGAUUUAGAAACUAAAAAAUUAACUGAUGAAUGUGAAUUAAUCAAGAUUGAUGAAAUUAUUGAAGCUGUACGAAAAUUACAAAAUAUACCUGAUGAGGACAAACUACAACAAAUUAGUGAAGUUCUUAGUAAAAUCGAUAAUGAUCAUGAUGGUUCAAUAAGAUUAGAUACUGUAUUAAAAGUAUUGGAGCUGAUUGGCACAGAAAAUGUUAAAUUAUCUAAUAAAGAAAUGGAUAUGAUAACACAGUUAGUCAUAAAAGAAGAAGAGCUGGAAACAAUAGAAAAAAUUAAAAAAGUAAAACAAAUGGAAAAAGAUGAUGUAACUGGUAUACCAAUGCCCAAAAUAACAACGUCUACCGAAACUGUCAAAAAAACUAUAACACCAAUUGUUGAUUCAAAAAUAGUUUCUGAAUCAAAAAUACCACCAUUACCACCAACAAGUUCACCUAAAUCAGAUGAGACGAAAAAACUUUAAGUUUAUAAUACUUUAAUAAUGCUUUAUUAAAUUAUAAUAAUAUUUCAA
Messenger RNA from Sipha flava (yellow sugarcane aphid), 2623 nucleotides. RefSeq names its product mitochondrial proton/calcium exchanger protein (gene Letm1). Bases 374 to 2575 code for a protein of 733 amino acids. The record is from RefSeq and is a predicted model, not a curated record. The transcript has 10 exons. Gene Ontology annotation, molecular function: ribosome binding; calcium ion binding. Lineage: Eukaryota; Metazoa; Arthropoda; Insecta; Hemiptera; Aphididae. Gene Ontology annotation, cellular component: mitochondrial inner membrane. Gene Ontology annotation, biological process: intracellular monoatomic cation homeostasis.